AUGCAUGAUUUAUUUGAAGGCAUUAUGCCAGUAACUUUGAAAUGUGUUAUCAAACAUUUGUUACGUUCUUGUAAUACAUUAUCAUUAGUCGGUAAUGAUGUACCACAUGGAAAUAUUGGCUGGGAGGUUUAUCUUAUACUUCGUGAAAUAUGUGACAUUGUUAUUGCCCCAAUUGUAGAUAGUGACAGUAUAUACAUGUUAGAAGAACUAGUUGCUAUGUUUUUGAAAACAUUUUCUGAAGUAUUUGGUUCUGAAUAUAUUAUUCCAAAAAUGCACAUGCUUGUUCAUUACCCUCGUCUGAUACGUCUUUUUGGGCCUUUACGAAAUUUUUGGUGUUUACGAUUUGAAUCUAAACAUCAGUAUUUUAAAAAAGCUGCCUCAAAUGGACGAUAUUUUAAGAAUAUUACCAAAACAUUGUCAAAGCGUCAUCAAAUGUUGCAGUGCUGGGAAAUGCUGACAGGUGAUAUGCUUUUAUCUAAUUAUACUGUGUCUGGAAACGCACCUAGAUUUUUUCAUAACUUGGAUGUUAAAGUACAAGAAGCUAUAAGAUUGUUACUUAAUUUAGAUAUAGAAGGGAAUGAAUCUAUAGUUAUAGCGAAAUCAAUAUCAGUUAUGUCAAAAUUGGCUAAUGUGGUACAAGGUGAGGAUGACAUAAGCAUAAAAAAACAUCAAGAUGCUUUAAAAAAUGAAAUAAAAAAACAGACACCAAGCUUUGAUAUAAUCAAAGAAAAAAUGAAAAGAACUUGUGAGUACAGACAACUUUUCUGCCAUGCCCACACAACUGCAGAAGUUCUGGAAGGAUUUCCGUGUUUACGACUAAAUAUUUUUUUUACAGCAGAUGUGCUUUUGCUGUAUGGUGUAGAUGUAACCAAUUUAAAAAUGAAAUUUCUAACCCUUUAUGAUGGUGUGAUCAAAGAAGCAGCCAAAAGAUGCAAAAAAUAUUGUGAAUAUUCAAGAAUGAUAAACAAAUAUUUAGAAAAAACUUUGGACAAUGAUAAACAACAGGAUUGGAAGGUGAUGUUUGUUACAUUGCUGUUACCCUCAUUAUUUGGGGAGAAAGAAGAGUUGUUUUUUCCCUUACCAAAGCAGCAAAUACCACUUAGUCCAGUCAUAUUGUCACAAGACGACGAGUGGAAUAUAUCAGUCGACAAGGAAGUUUUGUUUCUUAAAACUAUUUCCACUUUUUCCGCGGCUUUUCAAGCAUGGUUUGCAGCAUUUUGGAUAUUCAGCAUUGAAUUCCCAAAAGGAUUGUCCAAUACAUGUCAAUUUUUAGAAAAAGUGCUUCUUGGUGGGAAAGGAAAAUAGCCAAAUAUUGUCAGCAAAUGGGGCAACCGUCUUUUGCACUAAAAUAUGACUUUUGUUUUUUGUCUGUUUUUGUUGUAAAUCUUUAUAAUUUAUUUAUGUUUUUUUGUCACUAAAUUUGAAAAAACUUCUGAAUAUUUGCAAUAUUUCUAAAUUUUAUUAUAUUUUAUUGUGCUAC
Messenger RNA from Hydra vulgaris (swiftwater hydra), 1480 nucleotides. NCBI's taxonomy places the organism in Eukaryota, Metazoa, Cnidaria, Hydrozoa, Anthoathecata, Hydridae. The record is from RefSeq and is a predicted model, not a curated record.